Messenger RNA from Camelus dromedarius (Arabian camel), 1450 nucleotides. RefSeq names its product transmembrane protein 54 (gene TMEM54). NCBI's taxonomy places the organism in Eukaryota, Metazoa, Chordata, Mammalia, Artiodactyla, Camelidae. The transcript has 6 exons. The record is from RefSeq and is a predicted model, not a curated record. The coding region runs from base 122 to 835 and encodes 237 amino acids.
CAGAGCCCGCGGCGGCGGCGGCGGCGGACCAGGAUGGAAAGGGAGCUGCCCGGCCCCCCGCGGCUUCUGGAGCCCCGCUGAAGCCGCCACGGAGACGCGGAAACGUCGCGCUGAGGCCGAGAUGUGCCUGCGCCGGGGUGAGCCGCGGAGGACAGCCCGGGACUUCCGAACCCGCCCCAGACCCUCUGAUGGCCUGAGUGUGGGGGACUUCCGGAAGGUGCUGAUGAAGACGGGGCUGGUGCUGGUGGUGCUGGGCCACGUGAGCUUCAUCGUGGCAGCUCUACUCCAUGGCACCGUGCUGCGCUACGUGGCUGCCCCCCACGAUGCUGUGGCUCUGCAGUACUGCAUGGUCGACAUCCUCUCUGUCACUUCCGCCAUCCUGGUCAUCACCUCAGGCAUUGCAGUCAUCGUGCUGUCACGCUACCUCCCCAGCGUGCCCCUGCGCUGGACAGUGUUGAGCUCGAGCGUGGCCUGUGCCCUUCUCUGUCUGACCUGUGCUCUUGGCCUCUUGGCCACGAUCGCCGUGACCUUUGCCACCCAGGGACGGGCACUGCUGGCCGCCUGCACUUUUGGGAGCCCCGAACUACUGGCACUGGCGCCCGACUGUCCCUUCGACCCCACGCGUAUUUACAGCUCCAGCCUGUGCCUCUGGGGCAUCUCGUUACUGUUCUGCAUGGCAGAGAGUGUAUUUGCUGUGCGCUGCGCCCAGCUCGCCCACCAGCUGCUGAAACUGAGGCCCUGGUUGGGGAAAAGCAACCACCACUUGGAGAGCCCGGAGCCCGUGGAGGACCGAGACCUGCUGAGUUACACCAGCUCUGAGCCACUGACCCUCUGACAGCUGAUGCCUCACCCGGGCACCCUGGCCACCGGGGCCCUGCAACCAAGUCUGCACUGUGAUCAGGCCAGGAUUCCUGGAGCCAGCCAAGAAGGCUCAAUGGCCACUCCAGGACCUGGGUGGGGCUUUCAACUCCCUUGCCCAGCCACCCAGCUCACUGCACUGAAACAAGACUUUAUUCUGAAGUUAUUAAAAAGAACAGAGAUGCUCCACAUGGAUGCAUGCAGCUGGGGAGAGGGCUCGGCCGGGGGGGGGGGGGGCCUGUGCUUCUUUCCUACACAAGACACUGUGGGUGAGGCUCUAGGUGUGUCUGCCCAUCUGUCUGUGGGCCUGUGUGUGUGGCUGAAGAGGCAAGAUUCACAGAGGGGUCAGUGGGUUUGUUUUCAUCCAAGUGCUGAGAUACAAGCAGGGGUGCAUGGGACCCACGGUAGGGGGCGGUCUGGAAUCAGGAGAUUUUCCUUUUGCAUCAUGGCCUCCAGGCCAACAAGGGCUGGAGCAGGAAGGGUUGAGGCCCUCCUGCAGGGAAGGACAGCGCAAGGAAGGUUUUUCCUCCAACCCCCCACACCUCUGGAAUCUUUCUCUCCCCUCCAAAUAAAGACAGGCUCCUUACCUGGG